Molecule: messenger RNA, 2749 nt
Organism: Folsomia candida
Lineage: Eukaryota; Metazoa; Arthropoda; Collembola; Entomobryomorpha; Isotomidae
Product: glucose dehydrogenase [FAD, quinone]
Exons: 12
Coding region: 534-2396 (620 amino acids)
Molecular function (GO): flavin adenine dinucleotide binding; oxidoreductase activity, acting on CH-OH group of donors
Source: RefSeq, a predicted model, not a curated record
UUUAGUGUGAAGUGUAUCUGUAGUAUUCAAUUUACAAUACUUUUCAGCUCAAAAAUGCAUUUAUUCCUUCUUCAUCUGAGGAUGAGAAUUGAGAACACCGACGAGAGCAUAAUUAGAUAAUUACAUACAUAAGUCGAUCUCUGGUACCUUAAAACGAAUAAAAUAAUGCAUCCCCUCAUUGUCAACUACAUAUGUACGUACGUUUCAUGCAAGAUGUUACAGUGCUAUGGUUACAAGUCUUGGAUUUCCAUCUCCAACAAAAAUUUCCUACAUAUAGUGCAUAAUCUACAUAUUAGAUUUAUAAUGUCAAAGAUUUUCCCUUGUUAGCUACAAAAUACCCAAGCCUUAUAGAUCACUCUCGAAUUAGUACCCUUGAUUUCAUCUCAAUUAAAACGUUAUAUUACAGUUGGCAGUAUAUAAUUUGUACAUGUACAUAUUUGCAUACGAAUUUCCCCCAUAUUUUUUUGAAAUAAAAAGCACUCGAAAUAAAACCUUUAAGCAAGAUCAUUUUCGGUGUUGGCAACACAAAGAAAAUGGAUCCGUCCAACACAAUCUUGCAUUUUCUGAACACAAUUCCAAUUCCGACGAUACUGGUUAGAAACUUGAAAAACAUAAUUUUUAGAAUUACAACAGUUUUAGCCUUGUUCAAUCAUGGCUUUGAUUCUGUGAUGGAUCCCAACCCAUUAUUUCGCUCGUCUGAGAAUUAUGACUUCAUUAUUGUGGGCGGAGGUUCGGCGGGAGCAGUCGUGGCAAAUCGACUAUCAGCAAAUCCAAAUUUCAAAGUCCUGCUACUUGAAGCUGGUGGCAAUCCCACCGUCUUAAAUUCAAUCCCAGCCAUGGCGACGUACAACUUACAUCAUCCUGACACCGACUGGAUAACACCUUCGGAUCCGCUAACCACUUCUUGUCUUGCGUGCAAAGAUAACUUGAUUACAAUCGUGAGAGGGAAAAUUCUGGGCGGCUCGAGCAGCUUGAACGGUAUGAUUUACAUGAGAGGGAAUCCGAAUGACUUUGAUAACUGGGCGAAUCUUACCGGGGAUGCGUCCUGGUCAUAUGAAAAUGUCCUGCCCUAUUUCAAAAAGUCGGAAGAUUAUACUGGAAAUUAUCCUGAUCCGAGGUAUCAUGGAACCGGAGGACCUUUAUCGGUGACUGCUAAACCUGAUGAUCCCCUCACCAGGGAUUGGAUGUCUGCCGCGAGAGAGAUGGAAUUCAACAAUUCGGAUGCAAAUGCGUACCAGACAUCGACAUUUUUCCCUGUCGACCACACCACGAAGGACGGGCGGAGAUGGAGCACGUAUAAAGCUUUCAUUCAACCGGUUCUGGAUCGGAAUAAUUUUAAAGUAAUUCGUUAUGCGCAUGUCACACAGGUAAAUUUUGAUUCGACUAAACGUGCCGUGGGAGUCUCGUACAUCAAAAAUGGGCGCACAUUCAGUGCGACAGCUUCAAAGGAAGUAAUCCUUUCGGCAGGUGCGAUAGGAAGUCCACAUAUUCUAAUGUUGUCCGGAAUCGGGCAUUCUGACCAUUUGAAGUCAUUUGGGAUCCCAACCAUAUCAAAACUCGCUGUUGGAGAUAAUCUACAAGAUCACGUCUUAUCACUGGCUGGACCUUUCAUUUUGAACGACACUGUGUCCUAUAUUUCCGACAGAGAUUUGAGUAUGGGAGCUGUAAAGCUGUACCUUCGGAAUCAUACAGGGCCCCUUUCGUCUAGUCCCAUAGCGGCACUUGGACUGUUUAGUACGGCGAAACCGCCAGAACCGAAUUGGCCGAACUUGCUUACAAUAUUUUAUCCGGUCGGGAUCCACAAGUCAUUCGGGGAAGACUUUGAUUUUCUUCUUGGUUUUAAGGAGGGAACCAUGAAUUCAUAUGUAAAUGGAUUUAUUGGAAGAGAUGCAAAUAUUGCCGUAUUUAAUUUUGGACUUCCAAAAAGUAGAGGAACAGUUCGUCUCCGUUCAGCAAAUCCGCUGGAUAAACCGGUCGUUGAUUUGAACUAUUACAGUCAUCCAGACGACAUGAAGGAGAUGAUUAGGGGGUUGAAACUAUUAAUUAAACUUUUCGAAGAAACUGAAGCAUUUGCGAAAUACAAUGCGACGUUAAUACCAAAUCAUUUCCCUGGAUGCGAAAGCCACAUUUUGAGAACUGAUGAGUAUUACGAGUGUUUCUUAAGACAUUUAACCGCGACGACAGAGCAUCAGAGCUGCAGUGUAAAAAUGGGAAGUGCUGAUGAUCCGAAUGCUGUAUUAGAUUCACGAUUGAGGGUGCGUGGAGUGAAGGGACUGCGAGUUGCGGACGCGUCCAUAAUGCCGAGAAUAACAAAUGCUAACCUGAACGCACCAGUUAUCAUGAUUGGAGAGAAAGCUGCGAGUAUGAUAUUGGAAGAUUGGGAGAAAAGUACAUAAUUUUAAGGAUUUUUAGGUUUUCAUGACUUUAAUCCCCAACUAUUAAACAAAUAUUUCACAUCAUGUAGAUUAUUAUUUGCAGCUAAAAUAUCUUAAUUGUAUGGCUACAGACAAGAAUAUAGAUACUAUUUUUAGAUAUGUACAUAUACACAUAUGUAUGUACAUGUAAGUGGUACAUAUCUAUGUGACAAGAAAUUAAGUGGCAAUAAAUGCCACAAACCAAGACACAUUGGCCUAAUGCCUUCCAUUUGACCAACGUUAUUCAUUUCAUAUAUUACUGAAGUUUGUCAUACAUAGACUUGACAGAAUUGCCAAAUGUUGAUCGGAAUCAGACUUGGGCGUAAACUUACAAA